Molecule: messenger RNA, 1941 nt
Organism: Seminavis robusta
Lineage: Eukaryota; Bacillariophyta; Bacillariophyceae; Naviculales; Naviculaceae
Source: the annotation of a GenBank genome assembly
AUGAUUGGUCUGGCGGGUCAAACGUCGCGAUGGAAGAAUACCAUGCAAUCCGAAGUGUCCCAUGCCGCAAAAAAGGCAGCACAAGCCACAGCCUGGCAAGAAGCUGCAGUCGAGGACGAAGCGGCAUCGGAGACACUCACGAAAAAGGCGGCGGUGGAAGGAGAAGACGCUGGAGUGCUGCAGGAACAAGCCGACACUCUGGCUUCCAAGGGAAAAGCAGACCAGGCCAAAGCCAUGGCAGAGGAAGAAGAAGCAGAAGGUGUCGCAGCUCAAGCAGCCGCAAGUGAAGUGGAAUCUUCGGCUCUUUUUGCAGAAGCCGCGGCGGAGGAGGCGACCGCCGAGGAGGAAAUGGUACGAGCAACCGAAGAAGCAACCCUGGCUGCAGACGACGCGGCGGCAGCAGAAGCUGAUGAAGCGGCAGCUGCUGCUUGUCAAUUGAUCCCUGUGGUGGAUGUGUUCUGUGAUGUUGUGGGUGGAGUGGCGGCUGUGGGAUUAGAGAGUCAAUCGGCCCGAUUUGCCGCCAUGGCAGCAAGGGACUUUGCAGCUGCCGCUGCCGCCCAAGUGGAAGCCGACGCCGCCACUGCCGAAGCAACAGAAUUACAAGCCCAAGCAGCAGAAGAAGGUGAAGAAGCUGGAUCCCUUCAGGCAGGGGCAGCAGAACUGGAAACAAAGGCAGACGAGGAGUUUGCACAAGCAGAAUUGGAAGAGGAAAAAGCCAAGCAGGAACUUGAACAGAGUGCACUGGAUGAGAGCGAGGCUGGGGAGGAAUCCACAAAGGCUGCUGGAGAAGAAGAUGAAGCGACAAAAUCAUGGAGUGAAUCGGUUCAACACGGUGCUGCAGCUUGUGGCAGUGCUGUGAUGAUGUCUGUAGCAUCAGGUUUCGCCUUGUUGUUUUGGUUGGUCCGCAUUGGUGGAUCAACUGUUGUUCCAUUGAUUGCUUCUGUAGGCAGGGCUGCCUUUUCAGGAGUGCAGACUGGCAGUGCGGGUCUUAUCACUGUGGAUAUUUUGCAUGGGUGCAGCCACAUUUUCCAUCAUGUGCUGUUGUUUGUUGCAGUUUUCGGGGUUUGGGGAGGGGAGCUGCUUCAACUACGGCAACUUCAUUCGAUGAAAUCGAUGGGGGGCAUCCUACUUGGAUUUGCACUGUCGUUGGCGACGAUUCAAAGCCUUCUGAUGCACGUUUUUCCAGCUGCUUGGCGGCACGAAGGGGGGUUACUAUCGACGCUAUGGACCAGCGUGAGGGAGUUUCUCCGUCGCGUGCCCGUGCUGUGCACGUUGGUCGUAUUGGAGAUUCUCUUGCUGUGGGUGAACGCGGGAAAGACACUGUUUUCAACCAGUGCGGUUCAAAUAGCACAGCAUUGGUGGCUUUGGGUUUUCCUUUUGGCUACCAUGACAAUUCACCAUUCCUGCUUCUCGAGGUCGUCGGUUUCUGGAAGUCAGUGUGCCAAGGACACUUCCAUCGGUGCAUCAAGUGUGGUGAACUGCUCUGCUGCUGGGGAUAGCAACAAUCUACCAUGCGAAACCACCUUGUGCAAAACCAUUGAUGCUGUCGACUACGGCUCAAGCCAUGCGACAAGUGGAACGCAAGAGGGAGAUGAUAAUAGCGAUGAAGAAUGGGAAGAGAUCGAUUGCGAGGCUGAUCAGCCCCUUCUACAAGAAGCCAGGACGUUGUCUCGAGAGGAGGAGGAGGCAUCAGUUGUGAGCAAAGAGAAAUGGUUUCACGAGCUUUUGAUUGACGACUGCAAAAGGGUGCGCUUGCUUUUGCUUUUUGAGCUACUCAUGGCUUCAGUCAUGAUAGCUCUAUUUCGACAAUCCGCGCCCUUGUUGGUAAAGCUGUGGCCGGCCUCGAAAGAUUUAGUGCUCUCUUCUUGGCCGCAUUUGCAUGUCGCAGUCUGUGUUUGUACUGCACUUGGGCUGGCCCUCCUGGUUUGCGCAUGUCUAUAG